AUGGCGAAUGAGGAUCUGGUUUCAUGGAAUGCAAUACUAUCAGGUUACUCUCAAGAGGGAAAUCAUGGGCUUGAGGCGAUUUUUGUCUUUAUUGAGAUGGUGGGAGAAGGGAUGGGGAAGUUGGUGGAGGAAGGCGAAAUGAUUCAUGGGUUUUGCAUAAAGACUGGCUUUUUAUCAAAGCAUAAUGUUUGCAACAGCUUGAUCACCAUGUAUACUAAGUUUGAUUCCAUUCAUGACUCCAUCAAAAACGGGUUGUGUCAAGAUGCACUAAAAACAUUCUUGGUAGCAACUAUGGAGUCGAAGCCAAACAAUUACACAUUUGGUAGUGUCUUGAGUGCAAUUGGUACCGUAUUGGUACAUGACAUAUAUCCACCAGAAGGCUCUAGAGAGAGGGCAGACGAAUUGACAAAUAAUGCAGCAGAGUAUGCUCGGUUAUGGAUAGGGCGGGGUAAAAGAGCAGCAGGUCAAGGCAAAAUGCUCAGGAAUGACAUCAAUUGA
Prunus armeniaca (apricot) is the source of this 498-nucleotide messenger RNA. The record is from the annotation of a GenBank genome assembly. NCBI's taxonomy places the organism in Eukaryota, Viridiplantae, Streptophyta, Magnoliopsida, Rosales, Rosaceae.